GAUGCUAACUACACUUCUGCUUUUACAAGCUCGCCGCCAUCUCGGUAAAAAAAGGGACUGCAGUCGCUAUUUUGGCAACAGGAACAACCUAAACACAACAAAAACAGUCUCAGCAGUGACUUGAACGACUACUAAACGUUUUAUUUGAUACGUUACUUGUGAUAUUUUAAACUGUGUUUCAUCCUCUCACGACGACGACGAAGAAGAAGAAGCUACAUUAGCUAACUGUUAGCUUGUGACGUUGUUCGCUGAAGCGGGGAUUUCACAGCCUGUUUAUGUUCUCUUCAGUCCGGAGACUGUUUAUGUUCUCUUCAGUCCGGAGACAUGUUGGACGGAACCUCAGCUCACGUCGAUGACUCCAGCAUCGGCGACGUGGAAAACAACAACCCGGUGUCGGUGGUUUCCGGCGGUGGCGAUGGGGUGAACGCGGGGAACAAAACGAGGCAGGUGAAGAAAGGAGGCAGGAAGCCGCUGCAGCGUCACCAGAAGCCCCCGAGGAACAACAACAACAACACCCUCCUGUCCGACCAUAACAACAACAACAACACCUCUCUGACCGCCUCAGCUGCUCAGCCCGGUACCGAGCUCCCUCCCGGUACACAGACGGUACGGAGCCUCCAUCACCUCAAACAGGGAAAGAAAGAGCUGCUGAAAUCCAAAGGGGGCAGAUCGGAGCGAGGGGCCAUGCAGCAAGGUGGCCAACCCACCCGCAACCUGCCCAGGCACGAUCAAAUCACCCAGAACGCGAUCGCACGGGGACACAAGCCCAAGCAGGCCCAAAGCCCCGGUGCUCCUCACUCCGCAAAGAAGAAAGACAACACCACUCCGAAUAAACCCUCAUCUAUCCACCCGCCUCCGCUCCGAGAGCAGAAAAAACCCCUGCACGCCUCCAACAACGUGAAAAUUGUGAACGAAGCGCCCGCCGAGGAUGCGCCCGAAUCCCUCAAAGACGGGGAGAAAGUCUACGCUGGAGCUAAGUUCAGUGAGCCGCCAUCACCGAGUGUCUUACCCAAACCGCCCAGCCACUGGGUCGGAGAAGACGAGCCUCAACAGAGCAACCAAAGUCGGGAGCAAAUGACUGUUCACUUGAAGUCGCUGCUCAAGGUGCAGGAUCAAUCAUGACCGACACCUGGGAAUUUAAAAAACGCCUGAUGCAAACGAUUGGAAAAUAUGCAUUCAGGUAAAUCGAGAUUGGCUUUUAACACGCUGCAAUAUAAUGUUGAGUAAGUUUUUAUCGACAGUAAUACAAUUUCCCAUCAUUCAACAUGGCUGCCUGCAUCGCUGAACAUUUCGGAGAUGUCGUGUUUGCGCUGGAGUUCUGACAGCAAGCGGAAUAUGUCUGCCUUCAUGUUGGCAGCCGGGGCUGAGAGAGAAUAUGAAAGAGUUAGAGCAAACAAUGUGUUUUUUUUUUCUACAAGAUGUGAAAAAGUGAGGGGGGGGGGGGUUGAGGUCGUCUCCAGCAGCAGCAACACGAUCCCAGUCUCACGUUUACAGUUUGUACAGAGAAGAGGUCACUUUCUUCUCGAGCGCUUUUGAAAUGGCAGCCUUCUGUUGACGGACUUUUUGUCAAGAAAAAGCUAGUUUAAAAUGUACAUAAUAUAUUGUAAGCACAUAUGUGUGUAUAUUUUUCCUUGUUGUUUUAACUGAGAUUCUAGUUUUGUUACUGAUGUUUUCCAAGAAAAGAAAAAAACAACAACAAAAGAUUUUUUUAAAAGUCCCCUGCAAACUGAGGCACUUUGUUAGCGCUCUUUCAGCGGACGGAAGGAAAAGAAAGACUUUUUGAUUUGCACUGAAAACUUGAAACAGGGAAGAGGCGGGAAACGCUCGUUUUGAUUUUCCAAAAGCUCGACCGGCCACUUUGAUGAAUUCACCAGCCAGCCACGAGCAAGAAGGAGAGGACUUUCCAGAUCAUGGCUGGGUCACCUUUCAAAAAGAGGCUCAGAGAGCGGACAAAUCAAAAGGUUAUUUUUCCUUCCCUGGUAACGGGUCCAUCCGGUGGAGAUCCUCGUGUGGAGUCAUGGACUGUGAGGUGGACGAAGCCUCUGAACCGAAGAGAAGAUGGCAAUGUGAAAAGUCUCGCCAACCAGCUGCUGCAGGAAGCCGACGACCAGUAUCCAGACCCAGUCCUUUUCUUUUUUACUUUUUGAACUUUAUUGCACUGACUUGGAAUACGUUCACAUUGAGCAGCAGCAUCUUUCUUUUUUUUUUGCCUUCUGUCCACACUUUGUUUUUCAUUCUUUUCCAGGUUAAUGUCCAGAAUUUUAGAUUUCCUACAUGAUCCGAGUUCAACGAAUAGUAACAAUCAAUACCUCUUUGAUACAGACAGUUAGUUCCUCUUGUUUUUACCAGCGUGCACACAGUUCUGCUACAGACAAAUCACUGCACACAUGCCAGGGCAUUUCUUAUAACAUUGACAAUAAGUAAAGCAUUAUGUAAGAUUUCUAAAAAACAGUUUGUCUGCUUGUACAAAAAACAUUCCUGCAUCUUAAUCAUCGCUGCUGACCCACCAGUUGCUGUGAACCUAUCAGAAACAACGCUGCUUCCUCUUGUUGGCUUGGUACCUUUGGGUCCAGACUCUGGUUAGGGAGCGUUCUGUUUUUAAAAAACCUUUAUUGAAUGUUUCAAAACAAAGGACAUUGCGUCCUUUUUAGACGCAAGGUGUGGUUAGAGUAAUGAUGCUCGUCAUUGUUUGAGAGUGUUUGGCAGAACAUUGAAAAAGACACUCCUCCGUCAUUUUUACCUGCAGUGCAGACGAUCAGCAGCAUCUUGGAUUUGAUGCGCUGCCGUUUUUAAUAGAAGAUGGUGUUUGACUUUCUUUUUUUUUUAAAGAUAUUUUUGGGGCCAUUUUUGCCUUUAUUGGAUAGGACAGCCGAAGAGAGAAAUAAAAUAUAUGGAGAGAGUGGGAGGAUGACAUGCAGCAAAGGGCCGAGGUCAGACUCGAACCCACGGCCGCUGCCAACGAGGACCAUGGCCUCUGUACACGGGGCGUGCGCCGUAACCACUAGGCUACCGGCGCCCCAUGUUUAAACAUUUUUAACAAUGGCAAGAAAAAAGGUCAGACAUCCACUCUGCUUUUCCAUCCUGGUUCUGUUCACGUUGACAUGAUUGGAUUUUUAGAUCAGGCGUUUGUUUUUGUUCUUCUGGUGCUGACGGCGAUGCUCAUGAAAACAUCAAUAGUCAAAAAAUACUCAAAGAAUGAAUCUGAGUUUAAUACGGGUGAUCUAAAUCUAAACUGUAUGUCUGUUUAGUUAUUACACACAGAUUGUAGGAGUUUUCUAUCGGCCUUUUUUUACAGCAGUUUUUGACUCAUUACCUCUUCAUGUUUACAGUCAGCUCUUCAUGUGUGGAAACAAACACACUCUGCACGGCUCGGUUAAUAAUUAGAGUAUAUUUGGCUUCAUGUCAACACGUUAGUCAUAAUUACAAUCUCUUUCAUUAGAUUUGAAAACACCCCUUUGUCACAAUAAGGACCAAAACUGAAUUAAUAUUAAUAAUAUUAAUUAAUGCACAGUACAUUUUCAAGACUUGGGAAGCAGAAUCUGUGCAUACUUGACUUAGGGAGCUGUAUGAUUUUCCAGUUGUGCUACAUUUGUUUCUGUUGUUUCCGUCAUUACAAACCGCAGCAGUGACUAUCGUGUUUCCAAAAGUACAGCUGCUUAGUUGUUGUCUUUCCUCUUCUGCAAACAUGAAGGCAAGGUUGGAGAAAGGGAAAUAAGCGCAGGAUUGGCAGAUGGUCUUGCUUCUGAUUAUGAUGAUUGAACAGUCAGUUACUAACAGUGAUUACUUGUGGCAGUACUCAUGAUCCAAUCCAUUGAAGAAAACCUCUGCACACCUGCAUGCGUCAGGUGCUUCAGAGGGAGGAGGUUAAAACUUAAAGACAAUGAGAGAGAGGCUCCCGCACUCUGUCUUCUAUGGUGGCCAGGAAGUGCAAACCAAAGUAACAAGAUGUGAAACACAGAAAAGUUGAUACAAAUUUACAAGUGCAAGAAUCUUGGCAGAAAGGGAAUUUGCCAAAUGCCAGAAGUGACCGAGUGAGCCGUCAAUUAGUUUGUUUUCGACGUAGAGACUGUGGGAAAUGUCUUAUACGGAGUAUAUGUUGACCCAAUGAUGUUUUUUCCAUUUUGGGGGACACACAUGAGACGGUUAACACAGUCUUUCCUGUCAAAACAAAUUAAUUGACGGCACACUCGGGUCACUGGAAUCUGCAAAAGUCUGCCGGUUGUAAAUUUGUAUCUGCGCUCAUACAAGUGUGUUGCAUCUUGUAAAUGUGUCUCAAGCGUUGCAAAAGUUUUCACACUUUGUAAAUUUAGUCUGCACUUCCGAGCCACCGUAGCCUCACUUCAUGCUGAUACAGUUUAUCAGAGCAUACAACGUUUCAGUCUGAUAUACUGAAUGUACCUGAGAUGUGCGGGAGCCUUUCUCAUUGCCUUUAAAUUCUCAUAAUCCAAAAACAAUGACUCGAUCAGCACUUAACUGCAGCAGCCUGGACACAAUGAAUAAUAAUAAUCUUGUAUUAUCGAGCAAUAGAAACGGAAACAAAACUCGGUGAAGGAGGACUCAAAUGGACAACAAGUUAAUCACAUAAAACGAGGAUGGAGAAAAACAUUUCAUGACACUCCUCUGAAGAUGUUUGAUGUGAGGCCCGUUUAGUUUUUACUAAAUGGAUAAGUUGAGAAAGUACAAGAGAUUUAGGGGUUUGAUUUUGGAUGCAGAUCUAAAAAAAAAAAACAGUUGUGUGGACGCAUUUUGUUUUUAAAAUGGAUUUUAAAAAUCGUACGGCUUCAUGUGAACGUAAUCUUUCUGUGUCUGUAUUUUUGCAUUAUGUUUAAAGGGGACUUACUUCAGCACAUGACUUCACAUGCAUCUUUCUUUACCUUUUCUAUUGUCCAGGAUGCUUUGAAGCACGGCAUUAACAUAUUCCAAGAGUACAGUGUGUGUUGAAUGUGGCACCGGUGAUCUUGUGAUUACAGAAUGUACCAUGUAUGUGGUUUUUUUUUGUUUUUGUUUUUUUACGUUGAAUGGUUUCUGGGAUGCAGGCAGCUGCUGGAUCUCGUAUCUUGACCUCUGUGACGUCACGUUAAUGGAAACUUGUAUUACUGUACCAAGAGCGGCCCAUGUUAUUGCAGUGUUUUAAAAGGAUUAAGUCAAGUUAUGGUGAGGCUGUGAUGAGCUCACACCCAUGAUACAAUUUGGUUUAAAAAAACAAAAAACAAGAUUAUUUUAUGAAGCGUUUCAUAUCUAAAUUAAAAAUGACAUUAAAAUAUUGGCUACCCUUA
Messenger RNA from Labrus mixtus (cuckoo wrasse), 5276 nucleotides. It is a transcript of the gene pnrc1, whose product is annotated as proline-rich nuclear receptor coactivator 1. Lineage: Eukaryota; Metazoa; Chordata; Actinopteri; Labriformes; Labridae. Gene Ontology annotation, biological process: nuclear-transcribed mRNA catabolic process, nonsense-mediated decay. The transcript has 2 exons. The record is from RefSeq and is a predicted model, not a curated record. Gene Ontology annotation, cellular component: nucleus; P-body. Bases 325 to 1122 code for a protein of 265 amino acids.